This is a messenger RNA of Papaver somniferum (opium poppy), 2143 nucleotides long. RefSeq names its product low-temperature-induced 65 kDa protein-like. The record is from RefSeq and is a predicted model, not a curated record. Bases 150 to 1919 code for a protein of 589 amino acids. The transcript has 5 exons. Gene Ontology annotation, biological process: response to stress; response to abscisic acid. Lineage: Eukaryota; Viridiplantae; Streptophyta; Magnoliopsida; Ranunculales; Papaveraceae.
CACCUUUAUAAACCCAUACAUUCCAUUUUCAUAUAUCUACAGACAGCUAUCUUACUCAUCUUUGAAUUGAAACUCUUGGAAGAAAAAUUCUGCCGAUACAAUUUCAAGUUUGUGUUGUUACAUUCUGUCAUAUAUUUUGUGGUUGAACAAUGAAUACUCAAAUGGUUAAUCCACACAGCCAUACUACUUAUGAACAAGACCAAGGAAUAGGAGGAGGACUACAUUCUGCAGGUGGUCAUCAUGAACAAGAUGAACAUCAUGAGAAGAAAUCAGUUAUCAAGAAAGUUAAAGCUAAAGCUAAAAAGAUUAAAGAUACUAUUGGUUCUAAGAUACAUGGUGGUCAUGAGCACGAGCAUGAGCAUGAUGAUCAAGAUUUAGAUGAAGAAGAUGACUCUGAUGAUGAACUUGAACAAGACCCAGAAGUUCAUGGAGCACCGAUAUAUGAAUCAUCUGCGGUUAUGAUGGGAAACGAAAAUCUGAAUUCUGGACCAACCCAUCUGAAUGUGGUAGAUAAGGGGAAGACAGGACCAGCUGGGAUCAAUUUUAGCGAGCAGGGAGUUCCUGGACCAAAGCGAACAGAUUUCGGCAUGAAGUCAAAUACCGGACCAAGCAAUCUGGACCUUCAUGAUAAGGCAAAUACAGGACAAAGUAGGAACAAUUUGGGAAUGUCGAGGACAGGAGAAUCCAAGACUGGUUUGGGUAUGCACACACCGUUGGAGACGGAUCCAAAUGCACCGUUCGGUUCUGAUACAUCUGGAAAUUACCAGUCUAAGGUUACUGAUCCUACAGGCGGAGGAGCAAAGGAGGCAGAUGUGGAACCGAUGAUACGGUCAUUUGGGAAAAUGGAGUUCACUAAUGAACCAGGAGAAAAGCCUGCAUUCACUGGAACAGGAAGUCAUGACCAAUUCUCUCCUGAUUCGACUGAGACUAAAGUAGAUGACAUGAGUGUGGAUACAGAAUUGAACAGAAAUCCUAGUUACACUGAAAAAAUCACUGGUGCAGCAUCUGCUAUUGCUGGUUCUGCAGCUUCAGCUCUUACUGGCACAGCAGCUUCUGCUAAAAAUGUUGUUGGUUCUGCUGCAUCGACUAUUACGGGGACCGCAGCUACUGCUAAAAAUGCUGUUGCUUCAAAACUUGGGUGCGGUGGAAGUGACAAUAGCGACAUUGCCACACAGGACACUCAUUUGACUCACACUGAAGGCACACACACUGGUAGUGAUCAAACCAAGUCCACGACUGCAGCAGUGGGGGAUUAUGGACGGAAAGUCUCUUCAACUGUGUCUGAAAAGUUGGCACCUGUUUAUGGUACAGUUGCGGGAGUUGGAAGUGCAGUUGUAACACCUGUUUAUGAGAAAGUUGCUGGGGCUGGAAGCGCAGUUGCAUCAAAAAUUCAAGGCACUGGAUCUAACACAAGUGCUAGAACUGGUACCGGAGCGGAUGCUGGUACUGGUACUGGGGGAGUAGGCUUUGUGACGGAACAAGACAAAGGGGUAUCAAUGAAGGAUUAUUUAGUACAGAAGUUGAGUCCAGGAGAAGAAGAUAAAGCAUUAUCUGAAGUGAUAUCAGGAGUUAUGCACAAGAAAAAAGAUGAAUUUCCACCAACAGUUGCCGAGAAUAUGGAUAGAGUUACUGACUCACCACAAGUAGCUAGAAGUCUAGGAACUGGUGAGCAUGAGUAUCAAAAGGAUGGUGGUGAUCAGGGUUAUGGAAAUGAUGGGAGCAGUGUGGCCAGUGGUGGAGGGAUUGGGAGUCCUAGUGGGAAGGGAAUGGUGGAUAGGGUUAAAGGAGUGGUUAGUUCUUGGUUUGGAAAGGGUACUGGUGAUCAAAUUUAUGCUGAUGAACAGAGAUCAUCUGGUGGUGGUAUGGGAGAAAGGAAGAAAGAAAGCCAUGGAACUGGUGGUACAGGGGUUGUCCAUUAAGAAUCUAGUUUUAUCAUGCGGUGAUGAUCAAGCAAGUCAAGAUAGGAUAGUGAAGUAUCCUAUUGUUUGAGUUUUCUUUUUCCUUUGAAAAUCUACUUUGUAAUCAUGUAAGAAAGAACAUAAAAAAAAAAAAAAAUGCAAGCUAGUUAGAGAUGAUGUUUAUGUUUAUGCUGUUUGUUUCGUUGUACUUGUAGAAAUCUAUGUGAAUGCCCUUGUGAUUUUUU